Messenger RNA from Orbilia oligospora ATCC 24927, 1362 nucleotides. RefSeq lists its product as uncharacterized. NCBI's taxonomy places the organism in Eukaryota, Fungi, Ascomycota, Orbiliomycetes, Orbiliales, Orbiliaceae. The record is from RefSeq and is a predicted model, not a curated record. The transcript is spliced from 3 exons. The coding region runs from base 1 to 1362 and encodes 453 amino acids. Gene Ontology annotation, molecular function: flavin adenine dinucleotide binding; oxidoreductase activity, acting on the CH-CH group of donors.
AUGUCUCCCCAAUCCUCAACCUCCCGUCCACUCAUCUCAAACCCUGUAGUCCCAUUCUCCGAACCCGCCUAUCUCACGGGUCUUCCAUCUCCUUACUACAACGACUCCCAUUAUGCCUGGCAGGCUCACUGUCGUUCCUUCAUAUCGUCCCAGUUCGCCAAUGCCUUAUCUUGGGAAGAUGAAGGAGAUGUACCAGAAACCCUUUUUAAAACUUUUGCAGAUGCGAAUAUGAUUGUUCCUGCAUUCCCCGCUCCGUUGCCUGUUGAACAAUUGAAGGCCGCGGGAAUACACGAGUUCGCUAGUGGGUUGAAGGUUGAGGAUUUUGAUUAUUUUCAUUCAAUGAUCUAUACUGAUGAGAUGCUAAGAAUCGGUCUCUCCGGCCCAGCUGCAUCCAUCAACACAGGUGUAGCCUACGGCAUCCCUCCUCUCUACAAAUUUGGCUCCCCUGCCCUUCAACGUCGUUUCCUCCCGGACCUUUUCCACGGUCGAACUCGUUGCUGUAUUGCAAUCACCGAACCUUCCGCCGGCUCAGACGUAGCCAACAUCUCCACCACCGCCACAAAAUCGUCAUGUGGGAAAUAUUACAUCGUCACAGGACAAAAGAAAUGGAUCACAAACGGCAUCUGGUCCGAUUACGCCACCAUGGCAGUAAGAACUGGCGGACCAGGUCCUAAUGGUAUUUCACUACUCUUUGUCCCAUUGAAAGAGAAUGAAGGAAAGGGAGUUGAAAGACGAAGGAUUAAAAUCUCCGGUGGAGGUACAAGUGGAACUACAUUCAUCGAUUUGGACGAAGUUAAAGUCCCCGUUGAGAAUUUAAUAGGAAAGGAAGGGAUGGGGAUGAAAUACAUCAUGACGAACUUCAACCAUGAGCGAUUAACUAUUGCUAUUGGAGCCACCAGAUCUGCGAGGGUGGUUUUGGCGGCGGCAGCGGAGUAUGUUAUGAAGCGCGAAGCGUUCGGGAAGACGUUGGUUGAACAACCAGUUGUUAGACACCGAAUUGCGAAGUGUGCGGUUAUGUUGGAGAGUCAGUGGGCUUGGGUGGAGCAGAUUGUUUAUAUGAUGCAGAAGUUGGAGAAGAAAGUCGGAGAUGUGGAGUUGGGGGGUAUGACGGCUAUGUGUAAGGCGAAUUCGGGGAUGGUGUUGAGUGAAUGCUCGCAGUGUGCGGUGUUGUUGUUUGGAGGGAAUGGGCUAACGAGGAGUGGUUUGGGGGAGACGGUUGAGAAAAUCUUCAGGGAGGUAAAUGUGGUUAGGAUUCCAGGUGGAUCGGAGGACGUAUUGUUGGAUUUGGGAGUUAGGCAACUGGUUAAGAUCUUCCAGGCGAAGACAUUGGCGUUGGAAGCUACAAGGGGGUCGAAGUUAUAA